This is a messenger RNA of Penicillium antarcticum, 690 nucleotides long. Its product is annotated as PaaI family thioesterase. The transcript has a single exon. The record is from RefSeq and is a predicted model, not a curated record. Lineage: Eukaryota; Fungi; Ascomycota; Eurotiomycetes; Eurotiales; Aspergillaceae. Bases 1 to 690 code for a protein of 229 amino acids.
AUGGCCGACCCAGGCCCAGCUAUCGCCCAUCUCCGCUCCCACCCAUGGGCCAACUCCCUGAUCUCCUCCACCGACUACACCCCAAUAGAAACCGACUCCCGCCGCCUAAAACCGACAACCGGUGAAGAUGGCUACUUCGCCCAAACCCUCAGCACACAAUCCACAAUCCCACACUGCUUAACCCUCCAACGGCGCAACAUCGAACCCGCCCCAACAGAAACCCCCGCCUGGCUCCCCGCAACAAAAGCAGAAGCCGCAGCCGCCGCGAAGCCCACCCCUGCUGCGAACCCUGCCGAUGUCAUCAUGAUCUUUGACCUGAGUAGCCCUGGGCUAUCAGGUCAUCCGUCGACUGUACAUGGCGGGAUUGUCGCGACGUUGAUUGACGAGGCUAUGUCCCUUGCUGUUGCGGCUCAUGCCAAUGCGCCCAGUGAGGGGGGCGCCGAUGGUAAUCCGCGGGGGCGGAUCUUUACUGCGCAGUUGGAUGUGCGGUAUAAAAGAAGGGUGGUUACUCCUGCUUUGCUGGUUGUGAAGGCGAGGGUUGUUGGGCGCGUUGGGAAAAAGUUCUGGGUGCGAGCGCAGGCGUUGCAGGAGGAUGAAGAAGGCGCCGGUGGUCAUUUGGAGUGGGCGAAGCGGAAGCUCGUCAAGGCUGAUGCCAUGGCCUUUUGGGUUAGGACUGAUUCGAAGCUUUGA